Molecule: messenger RNA, 720 nt
Organism: Daldinia caldariorum
Lineage: Eukaryota; Fungi; Ascomycota; Sordariomycetes; Xylariales; Hypoxylaceae
Exons: 3
Coding region: 1-720 (239 amino acids)
Source: RefSeq, a predicted model, not a curated record
AUGUCCCUGAACCAGUGCGUCGUCUGCUGGAAGGGGGGCGGCCAGUUAUGCGGAUCGUGCAAGAGCUGCCACUACUGCUCGAAGGAAUGCCAGAAAAGCGAUUGGAAGUCGCACAAGUUGUUGUGUAAGGCUAUCGUGACCCAGCCGGAACGCCCAUCUCCUUCGCAUGUCAGGGCUAUCUACUUUCCACAAGACAAGCCGGUCCCAGAACUCGUCUGGAUUCGUUGCUUUGAAAACCCCGAGAUUCCCGAAGAACCAAAUCACCCAUAUCCGGACUCCGUCAGAGAAAUCCUUGGCGCAAGCUACGACUGUCAACGGGGCCAGUAUAAUUACGUUCAUAAGAAGGAAGUGCCUCGUAUGAUAGACAUCCUUUUUCGAAAUAUGUUUCGUUACGAUGGAUCGAAGCCUACCGAAAGCUUAUAUAAGACCGUCGCAAAACAUGGCGAUGAAAAGUUCGGCUGGAAAGGCCCCCUUCUCCUCUUCGGUAUCUCAGUUGAAGAUCCGCUGGAAGAUUCCGAUAUGCCAGUCUGGCGAUAUACCGAUGCUACACUUGCAGAUUUUCGCAGUAUGAUAGAUCUAUCCCUCGGAUACAAUGAGCUUUACCCAUUGGAAAAUCACGCGGCCCUCGAAGAUGAAAGUAGCCAAGAAAUGAGCGUCCAAGAUGUCUUAGCGAACACGUUAGACGCGACGUUUAGCAUGAUUUGGAGUACAUUGGGCUGA